GACUAAGUAACUUUAUUUUUUUUUAGAAAGCCGGCAUCAUGAUUCUAACUUUGUUGUUGUGUGCCAUGGUGUUCGGUGUACAGGGUGAUGUGACCUUCAAUACCGAUAACAUCCUAUACACACAGAGAGCUAAAGCUCUACUCGAAGGGAGUUCAGUGGUCAAUCAUAACCUUUUAAGGAAUGUGAGUGAAUAUAAAUUUGAAGAACCGCAAAUGCACUAUUUGCUAUUACUGGGAUCUGUCUACAGGACUGCAUUGCGUUCUUCUAAUUAUGAAGAUGUCAAUCUUGAACGACUACUCCUUGAUGUACUUCAGAACGAAGUCCCCGACAUGCUGGAAUAUCCUGAUCUUAUUGUAGAUCCGCUGUUGAGAGAUGUGCAGGAAAUGGUUAAUAGAAGUGAACCUAUUUUGAGCCUUAUGGAACAAGCUUGUGAUAAUUUAGGAGACGGUGAAUGCAACAAAGUAAUAAGUAAGCUUGUGGAAAAUCAGUUUGAAUUAUUAUUGCCUGCUAAGUUGCUAGAAGUCGCAGGCAAGCUCGCAGAAGAGUACCUGGCUAUCCAGCCUCGUCUGCUAGAAGUUGCUGAGAACUUCGACGUACUGCCUUAUCUGCUUGCAAAUCGUCAAUAUGUGUUGAAUGAUGUAAGGCUAUUGUCCGAAGUGCUAUCACUACUGGGACAUCAUAUUCCUGAAAUGUAAAAUUUUGUGAAAAAAAUGUGAGUUUUGACAAUUAGUCUAUAUAAUCAACAAAUCGAAAUUUAAAGUUUUUUUUUCAUUGGCAGCAGUCAUAAAAAAAUUAUUUACCUAUGUAUAAAUUUAUACACGUUUUAUAAAUUAUUAUUUUUAUUACGCCAUACCACAAGCAAUAUAAUGCAGUUUUAAUGAAUGUGAUUUUAACUAUAAUGAGAUAUUUAACUAUAUGAUAAAACAAAUUUGUAAAUAAUGUAUUUUAUAAUAUUUUAUUGCUAAGUGGUAUUUACUUUUUAAUAUCUUGGAAGGAUUUUGUUUAACAAUUAUAAAUAUUUUUGUCAAAACUUGCAGUAAAUAUUAUUUUGAUUAGGUAACCAGCAGUCAUUACUUUAUAACACUAAAUUACUUAGUCUGUAAAUAAUUUUAAGUUAUUAUUACGCCCAGCUCAAACUUAAUUUCAGAGAAUCUCAACGGAUGUCGUUUCGAUUUAUUUUAAUAAAUAAUGAUGCAUCACGCAAUUAAAAUGUUGUGUUUUA
This is a messenger RNA of Plodia interpunctella (Indianmeal moth), 1222 nucleotides long. RefSeq lists its product as uncharacterized. The record is from RefSeq and is a predicted model, not a curated record. NCBI's taxonomy places the organism in Eukaryota, Metazoa, Arthropoda, Insecta, Lepidoptera, Pyralidae. The coding region runs from base 39 to 695 and encodes 218 amino acids. The transcript is spliced from 5 exons.